Molecule: messenger RNA, 2253 nt
Organism: Daldinia decipiens
Lineage: Eukaryota; Fungi; Ascomycota; Sordariomycetes; Xylariales; Hypoxylaceae
Exons: 1
Coding region: 96-1847 (583 amino acids)
Source: RefSeq, a predicted model, not a curated record
CUUGGGCUGUAAGCGGCUGGCGGCAGGCUCUCGUUCUUGGCAUGUCUUCGCCCCUGUAAGUUGCUGUUGUUCUUCCAUUUUGAGCGUUGCUUCGCAUGCACCGCCGACUACUUAGCAAUGUAAGCUACAACCCAAUUCAAAACUGGUUAGCUAUACAGGGGUUCUCUACUUAUUGGGUACCUAUCUACAAGAAUAGGAAGAUCUCUAGGUUAUAUUGUCUUGUUUUCCCCUUGUCUCGCUUCUUUCCCUCCAAAUACCAGACUACUUAUAUAGAGUGUAUUUAUUCAUUCCUCAGACUAGCAAUAGGUAACGUCCGUAGUAUUAAACCUACCCUCAUCAACCCCCGUACCUCUCGAACUCGCAUCAUGUCUCGGUACUCCGGCCUAAUGCCGUCCGCAAGAGACCAUUACGAGCCUAGAGAUCGGCGUCGUCGUCGGAAAAGAGACCCGUACCAUUACAGCGCAGCAUUUAUGCGCGAGGCGAUGGAGGUACCCGAUGAAGAGGAAUAUAGAACCUGUUCGUUUCUUUCCAAAUCACUGUUCUGGUUCAUGCCGAUUGCCCUCUCUGGGCUUCUCAUCGCCAUCCUCGUCGUAUACAUCCUAGCCCUCAAAGAUAACAGUGCUAGCAUCGACCCAGACAGCAUCGAGUUUCAGCUUUACAAAAACACUCGAUUCCAGGAGUGCUCCAACCAGAGCUCGUCCGCCAUCGACUGCACAUUUCUACGGUAUGACCUGGCGACGGACAGUCGAGGGUUUACCGACUUUUCACCCGACCCAAGCGAGAACUAUAUGGUCAAGCUGUGGCUGCCGGCGGACCGGUCUGACUAUGAGGGAGCUCGAUACACGUGGUGCGAUGUUGCUAGCUGCUUGGGCGACUUCAAGGUGAUACCAUCGACGCCGUGGCCUGCCGCCUUCUACACGCUCUCGCUCACGACCACGCUGCUCACCACCAUGACUAUAUGGAGUGCCUCGUGGUGGAUGUUCAAGCUAUUUACUUCCGACCCCGAGGAGUGCGGCGAGGGUCUGGGUACGAUGUUCUGGGCCUUUGCCAUAUUUGACGCCGUAUCCGUGGUGUUCUGGUGGGUUAGCCUUUUCAUGCAGGCUUCGAACCCCCUACACUUUGCCCCCCUGUCGGUGUUGAACUGGGUCACGGUGUGGCGAUACGCACGCUCGCUACACUUCCACCCCGUGAAGUGCACCUUUGAACCCGACUCGACGCUACACCGAGUCCUAAUAUGGGUCUUGUACCUCCUGACGGUGGCCCAAUGGAUCGCCUCCUGCGUUGUUUUCGGGAUAUACUACGGCGACAUUGUGUCCAUGUUCGGGAGGGGCCGCUACGCCCGAUACGACUGCCACGAGGACAAAAUAGACGCUGCUCCUGGCGUUUCUUCAUGUUCUUCGACCGAGUUGUGCUCCAAGGACUGGCUGCUAGGAGACCCGGGUUUUGAGCAGAGCGUCUACUACGGAGACUUAUUGGUGGCCAUAUUCUGGAUCUCGACUGUCGUAGCAUUAGCUCCGAUCCUGGGCCUCAUCCUCGAGGGAUUUCGUCGGUUGUAUCGAGAUCAGGAUUUCUUUCCGAGCAACACUUCUAGGUUCCUGAAGAAGUGGUGCAGCAACGCCUCCCUUGAGUUUGUUCUCCUGGGCUUAUUCUUCGCUGUAUUUGUUUUAGAUAUUAUAACGAUUGUUGACGUUUUUCGAGAGACGGGCGAUAACGAUCGAGCAGGGACAUUCGCGUUUGACUUAUCUUGUCGGGCUGUUCACGUUUCCCUAAGCCCGUGGAAAUCUUUCUUAGAUAUAAACGAAUACGGGCGAGCAUUUAAGAUUGCAAGAACCUGGUUUAAUGUUUGAAAAUAUACAGAUUGGGAUUUGGGGGUUGGUGAAAAGGAUGAUACAAUUGAUGCAUUGAAACAUCGUGAUUAGCCCCUUUAUCUCUGCUAACAGAACUCGGCCAUCUUAGAUGAUUAAUAAUUAAGCUGCUGAGUUAUUCCCUGUUGAUUGUUAGGGAUCGUAUUUGCAUAGAAUAAGAGGCAGGGCCUAAUUUGUAGUAUGUAGGUGUUUUUGUUGUCUGUUUUGACUCAUACCCUAGAUAUCUAUCUGAGGAUAGGGGGAAGAGGUGUCUUCCCUAUAGACUUGCUAUCCAGCGACUGCCCUACGAGGUAGCCGUAUUGUCUCCCGACAUUUAUACUAAAUUAUUCCCUAUGGUUAUUUUUUUUUUAAAAAGGGGGGGAGGGCAGGGGGGAGACGACUGUAUUAU